Penicillium samsonianum is the source of this 1800-nucleotide messenger RNA. RefSeq names its product WD40 repeat domain-containing protein. Lineage: Eukaryota; Fungi; Ascomycota; Eurotiomycetes; Eurotiales; Aspergillaceae. Gene Ontology annotation, molecular function: protein binding. The record is from RefSeq and is a predicted model, not a curated record. Gene Ontology annotation, biological process: protein localization to mitotic spindle pole body; microtubule anchoring at mitotic spindle pole body; mitotic sister chromatid segregation. The coding region runs from base 217 to 1644 and encodes 475 amino acids. Gene Ontology annotation, cellular component: MWP complex; microtubule organizing center; mitotic spindle. The transcript is spliced from 4 exons.
GAGGAAUUGACCUUGCAUCUGAUAUUUGCAGAGUUACCUUGUCAUACUCCUUUUCUCUUAUACAAUUCAAGAGCCACUUGAUCAAACUCAACUGCCCAGGCGACCUAUUCCAAAUUGGAUGCGCGUGUCGAUUACAUAAUCUGAUAUGAAGCAGUUGCCGGCCAGAGACUAACCAAUUCUUGAACGCCCACUGCUAUCAUCUCCCGACCGCCAACAAUGGACGCGUCAACAGGACCAGGAGCCCCUUUAAAUCUCUGCUUGUCUGAAGAUGGGUUAUAUGCCGCCCACGUGAGUGGAAAGGGCCUGGUUGUUCACUCGAAUGUAGCCUCGGAAAAUAAAGAAGUACAGAUCGCAAGGAUCAAAGAGAUUCCUCUCAAAUCACUCAAAUACUUCAACGUGGAAAGUGCUCCUGGUGCAUCAGAUCAUGAGGUUGUCUGUCGGCGGCGACUCCUCUCCGCAAACGACAGCCGAAUCUCGGUCUGGCAGCUCACUCCACUUGAAAUAUUCGCCGAGAUUGAAAGCAUUGAACCGGGGUCAUUAGCUGUCGAUUUUGGCGCCGAUGAGACUGAGGUUCUUGUGUUUCAUGCGUGGAACACUAAACUCAGUGUCCACUCAUUAGAGACCGGGCGCAGCUCAGUCAUCAAAACACCAAAGUUUGCCCAUCAUCUCGGCUUUGGGUAUCGCCCAAAGACCAGGCAGCUUGCCAUCCUGCUGAAGCCGGAGACUUCGGAUUUACUGACCGUCCAUGAGCCCCGGUCUUACGAGCUCGUCAACAGGACCGUGCUUCCAACAAUUGAUGCGCAAGGGUUGAAAUGGAGCCCGGACGGGAAAUGGAUUGCCAUCUGGGACAUCGCAAGUGCAGGCACAAAAGUGCUGGUAUUCACAGCGGACGGUCAACUUUUCAGGACGUAUUCCGGGCCAUCUGGGUUGGACGAUUCCUUCGAUCUCGGAGUGAAACAGAUCGAAUGGAGCCCUGCUCCCCACCAGGGCAUCUCUGAAACGUUGGCCGUAGGAAAGGUCAACGGGAAUAUUGACCUGCUGCGAACUCGCACGUUCUCUUCCGCAACAACUCUCUCACAUGUGUUCCAAACAGACCAGCAAUGUCCCAAUAUUUGGCGCGAGCGAUACACCAGUGCCGCAGGGGAUUCCGAGUAUGUCGAGGCAUCCUGCUCAUCUGCAUUGAGCAUGAGCCCCGAGUCGGCAGGGCCGCCACGGGGCGUCUUGACGAUGACCUUCAGCUCAGACGGUCUCCUCCUUGCGACUGUUGACACUGCACGGCAGAACGUCGUUUGGAUUUGGUCACUAGACGGCACCCCAACACUUACAUCGGCUCUAGUUCACGAGCAACCCGUUCGACAAAUUGUUUGGCAUCCUUCAACGCCACAACUAUUGAUCAAUACUAUCACGAAUACAUUGCCUGCCAUUCGAUGUUGGUUCCCACAAGAUCAUCCAUUGAUUGCCCUAGUUCCUAUUCAGAGGAAUGAGAGUGGAAAAUAUGAUGUCAGAUGGGCUACAGGGUCAAAUACAGACUCGCCGUUCUGGUUUAACUCACCAGAACAACAUGUUAUUGGAUAUUUGUCCUCCCGUGAUGGUGCUGUUGAAUUUGAGGUGUUGAACUCAGUGAGCAGCAAGAGUUUAUCUUGAUUGAGCUAAUCUGCAAGUCGGUGGAUAUUCAAAAUAAAAGUGCUGUAAAUGAGUUAAAUGUCUUCGAUCACGGACGGAGUGAACUGGCUACAUACUUAUCGCAUUUGAUACUACGGAAAUCACAUUCGAUUCCGUCACCUAGAUGUGUUAUUAAGC